Zingiber officinale is the source of this 948-nucleotide messenger RNA. Its product is annotated as probable E3 ubiquitin-protein ligase RNF144A-A. Gene Ontology annotation, molecular function: zinc ion binding; ubiquitin conjugating enzyme binding; ubiquitin protein ligase activity. Gene Ontology annotation, cellular component: ubiquitin ligase complex; cytoplasm. The record is from RefSeq and is a predicted model, not a curated record. Gene Ontology annotation, biological process: positive regulation of proteasomal ubiquitin-dependent protein catabolic process; ubiquitin-dependent protein catabolic process; protein polyubiquitination. Lineage: Eukaryota; Viridiplantae; Streptophyta; Magnoliopsida; Zingiberales; Zingiberaceae. The coding region runs from base 1 to 948 and encodes 315 amino acids. The transcript is spliced from 4 exons.
AUGUUCUUCUUUUUGCCCUUCAGAAUUCGUCCUCUCUUCCAGUGCUUCUCCUUCAAGACGAAGGACAAGCGCCGCCGCAACCGCCAUGAAGACGAACGCGUUUCCACGCCUCAAUUGGAUAACUACUGCAGCAUCUGCAUCGAAGACAAGUACUCGUUCGAGAAAGUAAUGAAGGACGGCUGCCCGCACACGGAGCUCGCCAGAUCCGGGUCGCCAGGUGACGACGCGGCGAGGGAGCGUUCCGAUCUCCGGCGGGCCCUUCUCUUGCCCUGCUUCUGCGCCAUCUGUAUGGAGGAGAAGUACUCGUUCCAGUGCGUGGCCCUCAGGGGCUGCGACCACGCGUACUGCACUGCCUGCGUGUCGCAGUACGUGGCGGCGAAGGUGGCGGCGAACGAGGGGGCGAUCGGGUGCCCCGACCCCGAGUGCGAGGCAGGGGUCGUGGCGCCGGAGUCCUGCCGAUUCAUCCUCCCCGACAAGGUGUUCGACCGGUGGUGCGACCGGCUGUGCGAGGAGGCGAUCGCCGGCCCGGCGAGAUUCUACUGCCCCUUCGACGACUGCUCGGCCCUGCUGAUCCACGAGGAGGCGGAGGUGGCAAAUCUGACGGCGGUGGCCAACUGCCUGCAUUGCCGGAGGCAGCUGUGCGCGAGGUGCAAGGUGCCGUGGCACGAGAACUACACGUGCGAGGACUACCGGAGUCUGGUGGUCGACGAGAACGGGCGGAGCCUGGUGAAUCUGGCGAAGGACAACAAGUGGCAGAGGUGCCCCAACUGCGGCUUCUUCAUCCAGAGGAGCCAAGGCUGUGCAAGAGAGCAUUCUGCUACAAAUGUGCAGGUCCAGUGGAUGAAAAGACCCAUUCUUGCAGCAAUUCCUUCAACUUUGCAUCCUUUUGCUGCUGCUACUGCAGUUACUUCAACUAGCUUCCAUGGGGUGAUGGUGGAGCAAGAAUAG